Elephantulus edwardii (Cape elephant shrew) is the source of this 579-nucleotide messenger RNA. RefSeq names its product SYS1 Golgi-localized integral membrane protein homolog (S. cerevisiae) (gene SYS1). NCBI's taxonomy places the organism in Eukaryota, Metazoa, Chordata, Mammalia, Macroscelidea, Macroscelididae. The coding region runs from base 109 to 579 and encodes 156 amino acids. Gene Ontology annotation, biological process: protein localization to Golgi apparatus; Golgi to endosome transport; Golgi to plasma membrane protein transport. The transcript is spliced from 4 exons. The record is from RefSeq and is a predicted model, not a curated record. Gene Ontology annotation, cellular component: trans-Golgi network; Golgi membrane.
CCGACAAGGCCUCUUCUCCAUGGUCCCGCCGGUCAGCGCUGUUUCGGGGGCCUCCCGGUGAGACCGGGCCGCGCUCGGUCGCGUCGAUCCUCGAGUUCGUCGGCCGGCAUGGCAGGCCAGUUCCGCAGCUACGUUUGGGACCCGCUGCUGAUCCUGUCGCAGAUCGUCCUCAUGCAGUCGGUCUACUACGGCUCCUUGGGCCUGUGGCUGGCGCUGGUGGACGCGCUGGUGCACAGCAGCCCGUCGCUGGACCAGAUGUUCGACGCCGAGAUCCUGGGCUUCUCCACCCCACCAGGCCGGCUCUCCAUGAUGUCCUUCAUCCUCAACGCGCUCACCUGUGCCCUGGGCUUGCUGUACUUCAUUCGGCGAGGGAAGCAGUGCCUGGACUUCACUGUCACUGUCCAUUUCUUUCACCUCCUGGGCUGCUGGUUCUACAGCUCCCGUUUCCCCUCGGCGUUGACCUGGUGGCUGGUCCAAGCUGUGUGCAUUGCCCUCAUGGCCGUCAUCGGGGAGUACCUGUGCAUGCGGACGGAGCUCAAGGAGAUCCCCCUCAACUCUGCCCCGAAGUCCAGUGUCUAG